This is a messenger RNA of Mycena indigotica, 1230 nucleotides long. RefSeq lists its product as uncharacterized. The coding region runs from base 1 to 1230 and encodes 409 amino acids. The transcript is spliced from 4 exons. Lineage: Eukaryota; Fungi; Basidiomycota; Agaricomycetes; Agaricales; Mycenaceae. The record is from RefSeq and is a predicted model, not a curated record.
AUGAGUACGUUGUCUUCACUUCCACCGCCCUCUUCCCAGUCGAGCGCCCCUCCCUCGAGCAGCCAGCCCAGCUCGCAACCUCCGUCAAGCAGCAACCCUGUUUCUUCAAGCCAACCCCCAUCAAGCAGCCAACCAAUUAGCAGCAGUCCAUCUUCCACCUUACCCAGCUCUUCAGCGCCCCAGGCAUCCAGUGUUCGAGUGUCGACAGCGCCUGGCGGAAGUGUCUUUACUAUCACCUCGACCCAGUCAAUCACCCAGUCCGGCACUCCAAAUAGACCUUCCAAUACGGCAGAGGCGUCAAACAACGGAUUUUUCCAAAACAAGGCUGCUGUCGGCGCGACCUUCGCUAUCGUCGGCCUUGUCGCAAUCGGCAUAAUCUUCGCGCUCAUCACCAACACGAUUCGCAGAAGACGGGCUCGGCGUUUCGAUCGUGAAAUUGCGGAGGAGGCCAAACGUGUUCCUGCACCCGUAUUUAUGGAUGAUGACGACUACAAUGAUCAUGGGUACAGUGCCUAUGGCGCUGGCGGCGCUGCCGAUGCCUAUGGUCAUGCUGCACCUCAAUCUCAUUCUCAACACGCCGACGGCUACCCAGCGUCUGGCGAAGGCACGCCGAGCAAUUACAUGUACCCGUCAGGCUAUUCUGACCUCGGCUUUUCGGAUGUAAGCAGUCACGGAACAUACGCUCAGCAACCCAUGGAAGCUCAAUACAAUGCGGCUGGUGCUUAUGGCGCUGGGGCUGCUGGAUAUGGCGCUUAUGAAAUGACGGGCUAUGCGACUGGUCACGGCGGUCAAAUGCCUGGUUACGGUGCUCCCCAACAACAACAGGAUUGGGGAGGUCACGCGCAACAGGCGUAUGUCUACCCAGGAGACGAACAGCAGGCCCAUGCAGGAUACCCACCAGUCCCUAGUGCCGCUAGUGGCAGUGCUACUGCUAUAUCUUCCGAUUCUGGAGCCCUCGCUAGAAACAAGAGCGCUGGCGGUGCUCGCAGUCUGGUCGAUUCAUACAACACCCCCCCUGUCGACUCAGCAAAGACCAACACGCACGCUAUGCCUCAAUACGCAGACGGCUAUGUCGCUCAAUACCAGCAGAGUCCGCAUAUUGUCGAGGAAGAAGCUAGUGCAUAUGGCGGAGUUGAGAGCGAGCAUGGCCAUGUUGGUCAUGAAUAUCGUGACGAGGAAGACGACGCGGGACAUGCCGUACCCAGAGUCCUCAAAGUGGCCAACGAGUAA